Arvicola amphibius (Eurasian water vole) is the source of this 8411-nucleotide messenger RNA. It is a transcript of the gene Nhlrc2, whose product is annotated as NHL repeat containing 2. The transcript has 11 exons. The record is from RefSeq and is a predicted model, not a curated record. The coding region runs from base 214 to 2391 and encodes 725 amino acids. Gene Ontology annotation, molecular function: protein binding. Lineage: Eukaryota; Metazoa; Chordata; Mammalia; Rodentia; Cricetidae.
CUGGAAGGGGCGGGGAGGGCCGCGCUGGAGUUUGGUUACGCGCUGGGGAAGCACGGCCCUUUGGCCCCUGGCGUCAGAACGAAGGCUUAGGGUAGACAGAAACUUGGGUGGCGCAGAUCCGGGCCGGCCGGGCACCGCUCCGAGGCGGGAGGGCGGCGGCGCGUCGGUCCGAGCCGCGCCCUCGAUCCCGGAGCCCUCGGCUGCUCGCCCAACAUGGCGGCCCCCGCAGCGCGCAGUGCGAGCCUCUCGGGCCUGCUGCCUGCGCAGACCUCGCUCGAGUACGCCCUGCUGGACGCCGUCACCCAGCAGGAGAAGGACGACCUGAUCUACCAGUAUCUGCAGAAGGUGGACGGCUGGGAGCAGGACCUAGCGGUGCCCGAGUUUCCGGAAGGGUUAGAGUGGCUGAACACAGAAGAGCCUCUCUCCAUUCACAAGGACCUGUGUGGGAAAGUGGUUGUCCUCGAUUUCUUCACGUAUUGCUGCAUUAACUGUAUCCACCUGCUGCCUGAUCUCCACGCCCUGGAACGCAGGUUCUCUGAUACAGAUGGUCUUCUGAUUGUCGGUGUUCACUCAGCUAAGUUUCCAAAUGAAAAGGUCUCAGACAAUAUCAAGAGUGCUAUCCUACGAUACGACAUCACCCACCCUGUGGUUAACGAUGCAGAUGCCAGCCUCUGGCAGGAGCUUGAAGUCUCCUGCUGGCCAACACUGGUCAUACUGGGACCUCGUGGAAACAUGCUCUUUUCUUUGAUUGGAGAGGGACAUAAAGAUAAACUAUUUUCAUAUACUUCUAUUGCUUUAAAGUAUUACAAAGACAGGGGACAGAUCAGAGAUGGAAAAGUUGGAAUAAAACUCUUUAAAGAGUCUCUGCCACCUUCACCACUGCUGUUCCCUGGCAAAGUAGCCGCAGACCACGCUACAGGUAGACUGGUGGUAGCAGACACUGGGCACCAUCGAAUCUUGGUCGUUCAGAAAAAUGGACAGAUUCAAUAUAGCAUUGGAGGACCUAAUCCUGGAAGAAAAGACGGAAUGUUUUCAGAGUCAUCUUUUAAUUCUCCACAGGGUGUAGCUAUCGUGAAUAAUGCCAUCUAUGUGGCCGAUACUGAAAACCACCUUAUAAGAAAGAUCGACCUAGACACUGAGAAGGUGAGCACUGUAGCUGGCAUUGGCGUUCAAGGGACAGAUACAGAGGGGGGAGAGAGAGGAGAGAAGCAGCCCAUCAGCUCCCCUUGGGAUGUCGUGGUCGGAACCUCAGGUUCAGAGGUCCAAAGAAAUAACAUCCUGUGGAUAGCCAUGGCUGGGACUCAUCAAAUAUGGGCGCUCCUCCUGGACUCUGGCUCCCUGCCAAAGAGAAGUGAGCUAAAGAAAGGAACCUGCCUGCGUUUUGCUGGGAGUGGCAAUGAAGAGAAUCGCAACAAUGCAUAUCCUCACAAGGCAGGUUUUGCCCAGCCUUCAGGUCUCUCUCUAGCCUCAGAAGAUCCGUGGAGCUGCCUCUUUGUGGCGGAUAGUGAGAGCAGCACAGUGAGAACCAUCUCACUCAAAGAUGGAGCCGUGAAGCACCUCGUGGGAGGAGAACGAGAUCCCAUGAAUUUAUUUGCUUUUGGUGAUAUUGAUGGAGUAGGCAUCAAUGUGAAGCUUCAGCAUCCACUCGGGGUUGCAUGGGACGAGAAGAGGAAUCUGCUCUAUGUGGCAGACUCCUAUAAUCAUAAGAUUAAAGUUGUGGAUCCAAAAACAAAAGUCUGCUCAACGUUAGCGGGGACCGGAGAUGCAAAUGAUGCAGCUUCCAGUUUUGCAGAGUCAGCUUUUAAUGAGCCUGGAGGCUUGUGUGUCGGUGAGAGUAGUCGGCUGUUAUAUGUAGCGGACACUAAUAAUCACCAAAUCAAAGUGAUGGAUCUGGAAGCAAAAACAGUGUCUGUGCUUCCGAUCUUCAAGCCUGACAGUGCCGUGGUGGAUGGCCCCUUCCCCAGAGAGAAACAGAAGACAGUGCCCAAAGUGCCCAAGUCUGCCCCAAACAUCCAACUCGCCCCUGUGACUGUGUGUCCUGGCCAGACUCUGCAGCUCAAGCUCAAGCUGGACCUUCCCCCAGGAACAAAGCUGACGGAAGGUGUGCCCAGCUGCUGGUUCCUGACUGCUGAAGGCAAUGAGUGGCUUCUUCAGGAGCAGACCCCGUCUGGAGACAUAGAGAGUAUUUCCAGUCAACCCACAAUUGCCCUGCGGAUUCCCACCGAUUGCUCGUCACUUGAAGCUGUGAUCUCCAUCAGCGUGUUUCUCUACUACUGCAGUGCAGACAGCAGUGCUUGCAUGAUGAAGGGGAUCUUGUUCAGGCAGCCUUUGCAGAUAACCGAUACCCAGCCAGGCUGUGGAGCUCCUGUAGAGCUCACACAUGUAUUCUAGGAGAAGCCAGGGCCCCGUCACCACAGCCCCCAUCCGUCCUCCACCGGCCGUUGAGGGAAAAAAGCAUUAAAAAUCCAUGGCUUAGUUGUAACAACUGAUCCCAAAAUAAAGUCUCUCUCCUUAUUAACAUUUUAAUUCUAAACAAAUGGCUUCAUUUUAGCCGUGUACUAGCCAAGUCAUUGGGUGUCAUUUAAACACUAUAGCAUUAGCUUUGCUGCUGUUGGCUCGAGGCUGCAGUCCAUGCUAUAGUAGAGAAUACUGUGUUGUGCAGUUACUUCUAAUACCACCGGGUGUUUUAAAUGACCUCUGCCUUCGUCGGUGGCGGUCACAGUCACGGGACAGACCUAAGCUGUGCGCCUUUGUUUGAGUCACCUCUACUUAGUGACUCCGGUCUGUCUGAAGCCAGAACAAAAACUGUGCUCAGUAGACCCCAGAGAGCACAUGAGGGCUGCUUACUAUCUCUUCUGUGUUUUCUCAUCUGAGGUAUUUUUAAAAGAGAGUUUUAAUCUAUUUUUAUUAUAAAUUAUUUGUUUUAACAUGCCAUUAUUAAUGCCUUAUAACUUUAUACAGAAAAAAGAAAGAAUUUCUGAGAGCAUGCAGACCUCUUCUUAACUAUUUUUUUAAUGAAUAUAUGCCUAACAAACAAUGCCUAGAUCCCCAGAGACGUGCUGACCCUUGAGGUGGGAUUUAGGCCAUAUUCCUUCACAUGACAGCUUAUUGUGAUGGUGUAACUUGAUAUAAGUGAGUAUUGUAUUGCUUGGGGAAUUUACAUUUCAGUUUUAAGAGUUAAAUACAGAUUUAUUGGGUUUGGGAUUUUUGUUACUAUUUUGGUUCCCAUAUUUAGAAUUUAAAUUACGAUCACUAAUUCUGAUAUUUUUAAAAAAAAUCCCAUGUAAACCUUUAAAUUGAUGUGAUCAGUGUAAAAAAGUGUUUGAGUGCAGCUGACGGUAUAGUUGUCCUUUCAUGCUGCUCACGCUGCUUCCGUGUUUGAGUUCUUUGGCCUCCUAAGAAACAUGACUGAGAUAGAAUACAGUGAGUGGUUCUCAUUGAUGCUGUAAUUAUCAUAGAUUAUUAUCAUAAUGGUUUAAAAGCCCAUUUGUUUUUAAAACUGACUUGGCAUAUAUUUUAUUUAUUCUGAUUAUAAGAUUUCAGAAGCAUCUAUAAAUUCAAUAAGUAUCUGUAGACAGUCUGGCAUAGCAUGCCCUCCUUUUCCCCAAAAGAACUAGAUAUGAAGUGUAAUUAUUUAAGUAUCAUUCUACACAUAUAUUGGUUGAUUUUUGAAGUAGUUUUCACGGGUAAAAUUUGCUUGUUUUAUUAUUGAGUUAGCUAAAAGUUCUCUAGAGUAAGAACAUAUAGAUCAGGACUUUAAUUAGGAUCCACAGAAGCUGCUUUUUGAGAGAAAUGCAAAUGGAAAGGAUUGCCUGAGAGACCUUUGCAGCAGAGCAGCCACAGCAAAGUUCUGUAACUACGUCUGUAGCCCAUGGGCUGUGGACUGCGCCCUCCUGUAUUUCAGCCUCCUCAUUAGGUUUGUUGUAUUUCUCUUUUCCAGUUGGGCAGGGUGAGAAUAGUUUGGCUCAACUGUUCCUGAUUGAGGACAUAAACGGUAUCACUCUCUAGAACAGAGUAUAUAUGGUUUAACUAAUGUAGGAAUAAGGAUUACGCAGUUUUCACUCUAAAAAUACAAGUGUGUAUUCUGUAGUUUCAUGUACCUUAAAAAUUCCCCAAAUCCUCUUUAGAAUCCCUUGGUUUUCUUUUGUCUGGGCAGAAUGUUAGUUUAGUGUUCAGUGAUUCCCGGUCUUCGGAAUACACAGUUUGACUCCUCAUCCUCACCCCUGCCUUUCUACGCUCCUGUUGACGCUACAGUGUUAUCAGUAGUAGGUUAGUGUGGGUUUAGAAAACUCACACUGAACAGUGCACAUAGCUUCCUAGACUCAUGGGUAACAUAAAUGUCACAUAAGGAAACACUGGAAAGUUUAAAAACGUGAGGGCCUGCAGCAGCCUUCUGUUUUCUCUGAGCUGUCUGCUCUGGGGCUCCUACUGCUGAGAUAAGGAUGUUGGCCUACUUUUUGCAAAGUUGGAAAUUUGGGGAGCAUAAUGAAAAUGUGUGACUACAAUUUGGCCACAGAUUCAGAACUGACUGCUCGUUCUUGUCUAUCACCUGAAGAGACUUGAACUUAGCUGCUGCCGUCGGCAGGACAGCGUUGUAACUCAGCGGGAGAAUGUUUCUUUGCCAUGUGUAGAGACCCUGGGUUCAAUCAUCAGAGGGAGAAAAAAAAUGAAGAGUGAAGUUGUGUAGUGCACAAUAACAAGAACACUUUCAUGGAGAGUGAAGUUGUGUAGUGCACAAUAACAAGAACACUGCAGGAGGACUGCGCCAUUGAUGCUCAUAAGCGAGCAAACUCUUGGUGUUUAUUUUCAUUCUUCUCUGUCUUUCAAUGAUCAGCACUUUAGAAAGAUCUAAUAUCUUUAAAGAUAAAUCUGAAUAGUAAGCACUAAUGUAAUAGCUUUUCUAAAGCCACUUCCAUUACCAAAGAUGGGAUCUAGUUUAGAGUUCUUUCAUUUACCAGUUCCCUUUAAAGUGAGUUGGUGAGGAAGGAGUAGUCGUGGUGUUUUUGUGGUGUGGCACAGUGUGGUGGCAGGAGCAUGGACUCUGUGGCAGAGUCUAACCCUGUAAAGCAGGGCUGCCUGGGCUCCCUGCCAGGAUUCAGUGAAAUGUUCACACGGCAUUUAGCACAGAGUAAUUUAUGAACUGCUACUUAUCAGUUUUGUUACUAAUAAUGACAAUAAUUUAUGGCCGCAGACACGUGCUUGACAUUUUUUUCACAACUCCAGUUUCUAAAGCAAAAUGUUUCUUCCCCGUCUGACAUGGUAGUAUACCCGGUGGAAUCUAAAUAUUUCUUCCCCGCCUGACAUGGUAGUAUACCCGGUGGAAUCUAAAUAUUUCUUCCCCGCCUGACACGGCAGUAUACCCGGUGGGAUCUGGGCUCAAGAAGAAGGGCACUUAGUGGUGGGUGUUCCUGUUUCACCACACUGUGUCCAUAGAGGAGGGUUAAAAAGACCUUCUGGCACUUCAACCAAUGAAUCCGUUCCAUGGAGAAUCCAGACAUAGCUGGAAACCUCACCACACUCUUACAGUCUGUACAAGCAUCCUGAGAUUGUAACCGGAAUGUGCUGGGAGGGUGCUGUCUCUCACCCUAGGAUGCUGUUCUCCGGGAUCGUCAAAGUGCUUUCACGUUUAUUUCCUGGGGUGGGCUUCAGUACAACAUACAGACUAGAUAGGUGUGAGCCAUGUAGAGACAGGUGCUGCUUCGGCAUGGUGGUAGCCCGUCUGCAGGUCAGGAAGCUCCUAGGAUAGAGUCCAGUGCCUAGAACAGGGCCUAGUACAUGGGCGUGGGUGAGUGUGAUGAGUGUCCUUGAUGGCUGUGUAACUGGUGAGCAGCGGGACUGACUGGGGCUCUCACAGAUGGGGAGUGGAGGAGUAAUUCUGCGCCCACCGCCUCAGGCUUUCAAGACGGGGCAGGGGAGUCACAGUCAUUGAGUUCCUGCCUUCUGCUGGUGCUUCCCCGAGUGCUUUGUGUUGACCGUGUGUCCUCAGCACAGCCUCACAGUGGAGGACGGUCCUUCUGUCUUGCAGCCAGGGUAUAAAACCCAGAGCAGACGCUGAGGAAGUGGCAGAGCCUGGACAGUGAUCUGCCCCGCUGCCUGCCGUAUUGUCUCUUAGACAUGCAUGGUUCGCAUAGUUCGUGCCUUUGUGUAGUAAUUUAUCAAUCUGGAGGAUUCCAGGAGCCCUGGGAGUGAUGGUUUUUGAAAUUCAAAUAAUGCCAUUUAAAUUAUGUAGCUUUUCACAGACUCUUGGAAUAGUAUAUAUAAUUGUCAUUUCCCAGAGGGUUUUCUGUGCCCCAUUCCAGCCGUUAUCCUCAGUUUCUCUCAGCAGGUGUGUGCAGAAGUAGCAGUCAGGACUGUCCGAGUGGCCUCACCCCAAACAACAGGGCUGGCGCAGCCCUGAGAAGUGAGGUGGAGAAGUGUGAAGGCCUCUGCCUUCCUCCAUCCUUAAUGGUCCUGUGCGGGCAGACAGCCUGGUGAUUCACAAGUUGUUCCUGACGUCAGCUUAGCACUGCGAGCCAGUGCUGGUUCCUAACGGGCAUCCCAGGGUGGAAUUAAGUAACAUGGUAGUGAGGCAGGAUGUGUGCAGUGAGCAUGCUCUGCCCGUGUCAUGAGGGUCAUUCCUGGUGUCCGUGCCUGACCGUCCUGGUCACUUACCUUAAGGUAGACCACAGUGCCAAUCACCAAUUGCUUUUUCCACCUGUGUCCCAUAGCCUGAAUGAAGAAUUGGCACUCACCAAGUCACUGGUUUCACCCUGACCUUAAUGAAGUGUGCUUUUCUCCCAUUUCUGUGCAGUAGGGUAAUAGAAAGAAUGGUCGUAAAAGUUACAGGCUUUGGGAAUUGAGCCACACGGCAUUCGAUGGCUAAUAAAUCUCGGCUCCCACAUGUGCUGACUUGUAGUGGAGACCGGUGCUCAGCUCUCAGGUGGCUGUAAGAGCGAGCACAUGGGCUGGGAGACUAAUAGGACGAGCUCUCCUGCAGGUUCUCCUGGUGUAGCUUUGGUUUAAUCAUUGUCAGGUGAGAGGUGAAAAGCUUAAACCCUAGACACUUGUGGAAUGUGUGCCUGGGUGUAGUUACUCAUUCUUGGUGUGUGCUUUCCUCCCCCGGCACGUCACUCCAGUGUGCCUGUGGACACUGCUGUUGACAGCCUUCUGACCCAAAGGAAAGGGCUGCCAGCAUUUUCAAGAGCACUUCCCCCGUGUGCACGUCAGCUUUAGGUUAUAAGUGAACAGUAAGCCAGCAGCCCUGUGCCACAAGUGUUCUAUCUGCCCUGCCUAAGAAAUGGACUUGAGCAAAACUGCUUUUAUAUAAUCUGAAGCUGUUAAGUGUAGACACGCCGUUGGUACUCUUAGGAUGCUUAAUUACAGCUUUCCACUUGAAAAGGGGGGUCAAGAUCCUCUGAGAUAUGGGCCGUUCAAAGGGAAUUAUUAUUCUGUACCUAGUUUCAUGAGAAAAAUAAAACCUAAGGGGGGGGGGGGAACACAAGUCCCUAACAUAGCCAUUGAAUCAUCCUCUCUUUUAAAAAUUAGCUCUUUCUUCUUAGUUCCACCAGGAACAUGAGAUGGUUUUUGUUUGCAUAGAGUUGGAAUGUCUUGUUGACGCAUGCCUGUGAUGUCAUCAUUGCCAGCGCCCCUCUUGAAGUCCUUGACUUCUUCCUCAGACGUAGUUGGAGUUUCUGCAGCCUUUGAGGAGCCAGCGUUCACAAAGCUGUGAAUGGGGAAAUGUUGUUGUGAUGGUUAUUUUUCUAGAAUCUCUAGUAAUGUCUUGGUUUUCAAAGGCAAGGGUCCAGGACCCUGUGUGACUUGAGGUUUACCUGUCCGCUGUGAAGUAAAGCAUCCUAAUUGUACAUGGGCAGAUGGUGCAGUUUUCGGUCCCUCUGUAGGAGUGCAUGGAGAGCCAGGGCAGACACUGUUACUGUUAGUACUUCAUGCUUGCUGUGUAAUCAAGAUGUCCAUCUGUCUAUCCGUCCUGUAAGGAAUGUUCCCUAGACAUGUCACAUUAGAGACUUCCCCAUCUUGGGUGGCUCCAUUUUGUAGUUUCUUGUGUGAGACUAGAGGUGGUCUGCCAUGUGACUUCAUGGCUUGAACAGUGCAAGUUCAGAUACUGGUAUUCUAGACAUGCUUUGGUCUAAAAGAAUUUACCUGCUGUGCAUUUUUUAAGUGUUUAAUAAAGAUUGAAUAAUAUAUUUUUAUGCAACUCUGUAUUUUACAUUUAUUUGUAGACCAAACUCUUGAGUGGAUUUUUAAAGUGUGUGGUUAGAUGGAAUGAGAGCUUGGUGGCCUUCAUCAACUCAAAGGAAGUGCAGUUGUUGGGUCCUGGGAAGUGGGAGUAUUCUACUGUACAUGGAAACCUAAACCUCUUUUACAAAGCUUUGUACUUUUUUUUCAUGAAAUAGAUUAAAUAUUUUCUCUCUAAA